Molecule: messenger RNA, 2746 nt
Organism: Cherax quadricarinatus
Lineage: Eukaryota; Metazoa; Arthropoda; Malacostraca; Decapoda; Parastacidae
Source: RefSeq, a predicted model, not a curated record
UAGUGUUAUUUGUGUUACCCAGGUAGGUGUGUUUCCCCAACUGCUGCUGGGCCCGCGUGUUGACGGUGACUUCCUUCCAGCCGAACCUGAAGUGUUGAUGACUCAGGGAAAUCACAACAGUGUGGACAUCAUAUUUGGAGUCAAUUCUCACGAGGGCGGCUCUCAGGCACUCGCAUUCUACGCCUUCGAGUCUGUAAAAUCAAAUUUUCUGAACAACUUCGCCAAGUUUGGUCCAGCGUCACUUCACUUAGAAGAUGAGACUAAACCUGUGGAACUUGCCACCAAGAUCUUUGAUCAAUAUGUUGGAGGUGUUAAAGUUAACUUGGAAGAUGCAGAGAAUAUCUGUCGGAUGUUUAAUGAUCGUCUCUACAACAUACCUCAAGACACAGCAGCCAUUAUCCAUGCUAAAAAUAUGGGACCUAAUAAGAAAAUAUUUUUACUUGAACUAAACCAUAAAGGUCAACGAUCAUUGUCAAGUCAUUUAAACGUCAGCGUUGGUCGGCACUGGGUGACCCAUGCGGAUGAUAUGUUCUACUUGUUCACUGGCGAGAAGACUCACUGGAAGCCGCUGGAGUGGCCAGACGACCUCAGAGUGAGACACAUUAUGCUUAAACUCUGGACCAAUUUUGCAGCUACUGGGAAUCCAACACCUGAUGACUCUCUAAAUAUAGUGUGGGAAGCUGCACGUCCAGACAACCUCCAUUACUUGUCUCUCACACUGACGCCCACCAUGAAGGCAGACUAUAGGCACAUGGUUCGUGCUUUCUGGGAGUCACUGCCACUUAAGCAGAACUUGCUGCUUCACUCUGAGAAAUUUAAACUCUCAGAAGCUAAAGCUGAACUUGAGGAAAUGAAAGAAGAUUUGGAUCAUGAGAUGCAAUUUCAAAUGGAAAAUGAACCAAAAAAAUCUACUGCACGGAAUGAGUUGUAAUCUUGACAUAAUGAAAACUACUUAUCCACUUAUCGUUGGAAUACUGACUUCCAAUCCUGAUACGGAAUGAUUAUCUUCAUAGAUUUAUCAGAGGUUUAUUAUUGUACACAAUUUGGUGGGGUAUAGAGCCAAUAGAUUACAGAGGCAUAUUGUAACCAGGUACUGAACUAACUUAUCUUGGGAGUGAACAAGUUUCAGCAUUAUAUGUACCAGUUACUGACACCCAGGUACUGGGUUAACUUUUCUUGGGCGUUGUAUGUUAUUUAGAUCUCAUCUAGAAUGGCCCAAUAAAAAUAAGUAAUGUUUCAUUAUAAGGGAUAUAACAGUCUUCUAAUAACAAAAACAUUGUUUGAGAAUCCUAACUAAUGUAAAAUGUUCGUUUGGUGUUGCUGCUGCGGGAUACAAUGUGGUCACCAGUAUGUGAUCUUUGGUGUUGCUGCUGCGGGAUACAAUGUGGUCACCUUUAUAUUUUACCUAGUUAAUAAUAUCCAGUUUUCUCGUUCAAUGCUACUUAUUGUAUUUAGUAUAUAUACUGUUCUUUUCAUUUGUUUACCCAACAUUUUGUAUAUCAUUACUGUACCACAAGUAUUCUUGCAUACAACAUAUUCAGUUAUAUUUUUCGAUAGACAGUAUACAUUUUUUCCUUCCUGUUUUAAAAUUACUUUUUGCCUCUGCAGUUUUUUAUUUUUAUUUUAGCAUAUACUCGUGAAAUAUUAAUAUAUACCCUGAACCUUGUCUCUAGAUAAGAUACUGCCUAAGCUAUCUCUGUUUGAUCUUUCACCAUCAUGUAGAGAUGGCGAUAAUAUUUUGGGUAUUCUUGCCAAGAAUCCAAAAACAAUCCUUACUAUAUGAGUGAGGGAGUGUCCCUGGGGUCUGUUUUUCAAAAUUUAAGGAAGGAAGCAAUUCAUCUAUCUAAAUCCGAAAUGCGAUAAGUCAUCAUUCAGAACUGAUGGUAAAUUGUAUAUAUGAUGGCCUGACAAAGAUGUGUGGUUAAUAUAAUAUUUAUUGACCCUGUGUUUCCAUUGCCAGGGCCUUAGUCACACCUCAGCAAAUUGACUCAGAAGUAUAAUCCACCAAGCUGAAAGAUUUUUGUAAUGGUGAUGAUCUAGAAAUUGCGAUAAAAAAAAACUUCUUUCCGUUACGCAAACUGUUCCUCCAGAGAUGUUCAUCAAGGUGCUAUUCUUCACUACCUCUACUUCAGACUGUCUGGAGAUGGUACUGUAAUGUCACAAAUUAAUAAAAAUUGCCGUCUUCCAAUAGUUUCCUGAAGCUAUUCUAAAACUCCUGGAGGUAACAUAAUUGGAUAUCUGUUCAAUGAGAAAUAACAUUAUACAUGCUAAUGAAGUUCUAAACGAGUUUUGUCUUGAUAUUUUAUGUCUGAUGGAAAUUUGGCUGUUAGAGUCUAAUAUAUCAGUUAUUACCGAUGUUUUCCCCAGGUUCCAUUAUUACCUUCUUCUUGAUAUGUUUGGACGUUUUAUAUCUGACUGGAGACAGUUUCUAAGAAUUGCUGACGACAUUUUUCGUCUGACUAGAAGCCUCGUGCUGUUCAGGUGAAAUCAUUUGAAGAAGGAAACAUUUUGUAAUCAGCUCCCAAACUCUGUAACGAGUUGCUAGUGUCUCUUAAUAUUCAGGAAAUUGUUCAUGCUUCUAAGUUUAAAUUGAAAGGAUGUUUCUGCUGAUCAUUCUCUCACUUUGAAAUAUACAUUUUCACAUUCCUCUUGAUUGUUAUUGUUCUACUUAUGGUUUUGUGUACGAACGAUUGUGAACUUCUUGAAAGAGCAAGCUCUAAUAAAAUAUAAAAUCUAAUUUAAAAAA